Molecule: messenger RNA, 2598 nt
Organism: Hypoxylon trugodes
Lineage: Eukaryota; Fungi; Ascomycota; Sordariomycetes; Xylariales; Hypoxylaceae
Product: phospholipase D/nuclease
Exons: 10
Coding region: 1-2598 (865 amino acids)
Biological process (GO): cell motility; intracellular signal transduction; phosphatidic acid biosynthetic process
Molecular function (GO): D-type glycerophospholipase activity
Source: RefSeq, a predicted model, not a curated record
AUGGAUCAUCUUUUUCAUAAGGUGGAAGAUGCCUUCAAGGAGGUGAAAGAUGCUAUAAAGCAUGAAGAAGAGGAGCGUCCUCACCACGAGAGCCACAACAACAAUGCCGGCGCCGAGCAGAGCGUAUUCACAAGCAAUAACCGUUUUCAGUCUUUUGCCCCCGAGACCUCCGGUGCUGUUAAGUGGUAUGUCGAUGGAGCAUCGUAUUUCUACGCUGUAUCUCUCGCUCUUGAAGAGGCUAGAGAGAGUGUUUACAUCUUGGAUUGGUGGCUGAGUCCGGAGCUGUAUCUCCGUCGACCUCCCUCACGCAAUGAGCAAUACCGUCUCGACAACAUGCUACGAGCAGCUGCCGAGAGAGGCGUUGAAAUACGUGUUAUCGUAUACAAGGAGGUCACUCAAGCGCUAACUCUUGACUCUGCGCAUACUAAACAUGCUCUCGAGGCUCUACACCCAAAUAUCAAGGUGUUUAGACAUCCUGAUCAUCUGCCAACGGACCGUCAGAAGCUUGAAUCUGCGUUUGCUGGUCUGUCCCUAGAAAGUCUGAAACUCGACGAUUUCAGUCUAUCCAAGUUCUCAGGAGACGCAUUGAAAGAACUUUACGGUUCAUUCGGUGAUACUGUCUUGUACUGGGCUCACCAUGAAAAGUUGUGUGUCGUUGACCGACGUAUUGCUUUUAUGGGUGGUCUUGAUAUGUGCUUCGGGAGAUAUGACACGAACAGCCACCCCAUCGCCGACGCUCACCCUGGCAAUCUGGAUGCAAUUGUGUUCCCCGGCCAAGAUUUCAACAAUGCUCGAGUUUACGACUUCGAAGGUGUUGACAACUGGGAUCAUAAUAAACUUGAUAGAACCAAGAGCUCCAGAAUGGGUUGGUCCGACAUUGCUAUCUCCCUAAAAGGGCCUAUCGUUGGAAGUCUGAUCGAUCAUUUCACCGACCGAUGGAACUUCAUAUUCGACGAUAAAUACACCAAGAGAGACGCCGGGAAGUACGAGAGGAUCGGCUUCGGAGGGUCCACCGAAAGAUCCCACGAAGAAAGCCAUCAUGGCUUCUUUGAUGAUGUUCAAGGUCAUUUUAACCGCGGGGUUAGGCAUCUUAUAGGAGAAGGCCAAGAGCAUCAGGAACAUCGUGACCGUGGUCGUGAUAACUUCGACCGUUCUGGUAGUGUUAAAAUCCAGCUUUGCAGAAGUUGUUCCGAGUGGUCUGCUGGUCACCCAACCGAACAUUCAAUCGCCAAUGCUUAUAUCAACGCCAUUGAAAAUGCUCAGCAUUUCGUCUACAUCGAGAACCAGUUUUUCAUCACAGCAACCUCCGACGAACAAAAACCCGUCGAGAACAAAAUCGGCGCCACCAUUGUGUCGCGAAUUGUCCGCGCGCAUAACAACAGGGAGGACUUCCAAGUCAUCGUCCUAAUGCCCGCCGUGCCCGCCUUCGCCGGCGACCUCAAAUCCGACGGCGCACUCGGAACCCGUGCCAUCAUGGAAUUCCAGUAUAACAGUAUCAACCGCGGGGGCUACAGCAUUAUCGAAUCCCUACAGAAGGAAGGCGUAGAUGACUGGCGUCGGUACAUCGGGUUCUACAACCUACGCAACUACGACCGCAUUAACAUAUCCUCAACCCUACACCAAGUUGAGCAAGAAAGCGGCGUAUCCUACGAAUCCGCACGACGCGAACACGACGACCGCGUCGGCGGAUACCCUUACGGAAACGAAGGCAAUGAAUACGGCAACGAAGGUAACUACGAGCGCUACCAAUCCGCCGCUUCAAACGCCCGCGACCGGACCUGGGACACGGUAUCUAGCUGCUACAUGGACGGGGGCCCGGACAUCCGCAACGUACCCUGGGACGGCAGUCCCGAGUCCGAGCUCGAUGCCUUCGUAUCCGAGGAAUUGUACAUCCACAGCAAAGUCCUAAUCGCCGACGACCGACUCGUGAUCUGCGGCUCCGCAAACCUAAACGACCGUAGCCAACUCGGGACCCACGAUUCCGAGAUCGCAGUCGUGAUUGAAGACCCGGAACCCGUUGAAAGUACUAUGAACGGACAACCGUUCACUGCUUCACGUUUCGCUGCUUCCUUGCGAAGACAGCUCUGGCGUAAGCAUUUGGGUUUACUACCGGACCAGCCUUGGGAUCGCCCGAAUGCGAAUUGGACACCCGUGGGCCGCGACCCACAAGACUACGAUUGGGGCUCGCGCGCCGAUCGACUGGUUGAGGAUCCUAUGAGUGAGGAUUUCCGCAAUUUGUGGACGGGCACUGCGCGUACGAAUACCGAGGUCUUUACUAAAGUCUUCCACCCCGUGCCCAACGACCACGUAAGGACCUGGGACCAAUACGAAGAUUUCUUCAGUCGGUAUUUCGUCAUCCCCACUGGUGAUGAUGAAAAGGAGAAGGAGAAGGCUGAGGAAGAGAGGAGGAAUGGAAAGGUUGAUUACGGACAUGUAGUUCGCGACGAGUUCCCUGGUGGUGUGGCCGAGGUUAAGGAUUGGUUGAGUCGUGUGCGUGGUACGUUGGUCGAGAUGCCGUUGGAUUUCUUGGUCGAUGUGGAGGAUUUGGCGAAGUCUGGGUUGAGUCUGAAUGCGUUCACGGAUGAGAUCUACACUUAA